AUGCGUUGGACACUCUUUGCCUGUUUUGUGAGGCUAGCGUCUCUACUCCUCCUCGCCGACACGGCCUCCGCCCAAACAAAGUACAAAGUACAAAAGCCUCCCCUCGACACAGACUGGACCUACAAGGUCGGAACGAACCCAUGGCCAGAGCAUCCACGACCUCAACUCCGCCGCGAUGCAUGGAAGAGCCUCAACGGCAUCUGGACUUGGAAAGCCGCCAAUGACGAGAAGGAUGUCGAGAACCUUCCAAAAGCCGAAGCCUUGGAGCGCGAGGUACUGGUGCCGUCAUGUAUCGAGAGCGCUCUCUCUGGGCUUCAGAUCUUGGAUGUCCGGGAUAUGUGGUAUGAGAGGACGUUUGAGGUUCCGGAAGAGUGGAAGGAUCGAAAGGUGUUGCUCAACUUUGAGAGCGUCGACUACAAGGCCACCGUGUUUGUCAAUGGAGUCAAGAAGACGACUCAUAUCGGAGGAUACGACCGGUUUACUAUCGACGUGACUGAAAAUGUCAAGUUUGGUGCCUCGAAUGAAUUGCUCGUCUUUGUCCACGACCCAACAGACUCCGACAUUAUCCCCAUUGGCAAACAGACUUUGAAACCUAGUCAUAUCUUCUACCGUUCAUGCUCGGGUAUCUGGCAACAAGUGUGGAUCGAAGCCGUGCCUGAGGACCACAUCACGCAACUUGACGUUGCUGCAGGCGCUGAUAGCAAGGUUUCUGUGACUGUGCAUACUUCACAGCAGGCCAAGGGAUUUUUCCAGUUUGCCCUCACUGAGGCAGAUGGGAGCACAAAGGCAACACACUCUGGAGUCACCAAUCAAGAGUUCACCUUUACCGUCGAAUCACCUAAACUAUGGUGGCCCGACUCACCUGCUCUCUACAAUCUCACCAUCACCCUAGAAAGCGGUGACAAGGUCCACAGCUACACAGGCUUCCGCACCAUCUCCAAGGGAAAGGUGAAUGGUGUCACUCGGCCGCUUCUCAACGGCGAGUUUGUCUUUCAGUUCGGAACUCUUGACCAAGGGUUUUGGCCCGAUGGUUUAUACACGCCUCCCAAUCGUGAGGCCAUGAUAUCUGACCUGCAGCUUCUCAAGGAGUUUGGGUUCAACUCAAUCCGUAAGCAUAUCAAAGUCGAACCGGAUCUGUUUUAUCAGGCUUGUGAUCAACUUGGCCUCAUGGUUAUCCAGGACAUGCCCAGUCUUCCCGCUAGUGGCGACCGCAAGCCUGACUCGAAGCAGCAAGCCGAGUUCAGACGGCAGCUUGAGGUGGUUAUUAACCAACACAAGAACUAUCCUUCGAUUGUCACUUGGGUCAUCUACAAUGAAGGUUGGGGUCAACAAGCUGUCUCGCCGCCACCUGAACAAGACUUGACAAAGCUCGUCCGCCAGUUGGAUAAGACGAGACUCAUCAACUCUGUUAGUGGGUGGGAUGAUCACGGCUUUGGUGACUACCAUGAUAACCACAACUAUGCUGAGCCUCAGUGUGGCACCCCCUUCUACUCACAACCGAAGACACCAUACGACCCCGAACGAAUUGGCAUCGCCGGCGAGUACGGUGGCAUUGGUCACAACGUCUCCCUUGAACACCUCUGGGAUGUCAAAGAAGCCAUCGCCACCAUCAAAGAAACCUACGAGAUCAAUGAGAAUCUCGAAUCGUACAACUACCGCGCCAGCGUUCUUUUCCGUGACAUUCGCGAGCAGACGCAGCGUUUCGCCUGCAGUGGUGCCAUUUACACGCAGACCACAGACGUGGAGGGCGAGGUAAACGGUUUGGUUACGUAUGAUCGCCGGUUCCUACGGCCACAGCUUGAAAAGUGGCAGGAUGAUAUACAGAGCGUGUAUAAAGCUGCUGCUUCGAGGGGAGGUCUCAAGGUGGAAGGAAAGGGAAAGAGGGAUGGUAGGUCGUUGCUGGACCUGUGA
Messenger RNA from Fusarium vanettenii 77-13-4, 1911 nucleotides. RefSeq lists its product as uncharacterized. Bases 1 to 1911 code for a protein of 636 amino acids. Gene Ontology annotation, biological process: carbohydrate metabolic process. NCBI's taxonomy places the organism in Eukaryota, Fungi, Ascomycota, Sordariomycetes, Hypocreales, Nectriaceae. The record is from RefSeq and is a predicted model, not a curated record. The transcript is spliced from 7 exons. Gene Ontology annotation, molecular function: hydrolase activity, hydrolyzing O-glycosyl compounds.